UUCAAGAUGGCGGUGGCUGGUUGGUUGACCGAGAGGCUGACUUGAAGGCCCUACAGAGUAAAAAAGGCUGGGAGUCGUCUCCUCCCUGCUUCUCACAGCUCUGGGAGCCCAGCAGAAGUGUUUUUUUUUCUCUCUUAAUGAACAAGUAAACCACACUAAUUGUCAACAUGGGACGGAGAUCUACAUCAUCCACCGAGAGUGGAAAAUUCAUGAACCCUACAGACCAAGCUCGAAAGGAAGCCCGGAAAAGAGAAUUAAAGAAGAACAAAAAACAGCACAUGAUGGUACGAGCUGCAGUUUUGAAGAUGAAGGAUCCCAAACAGAUUAUCCGGGACAUGGAGAAAUUGGAUGAAAUGGAAUUUAACCCAGUGCAACAGCCACAGUUAAAUGAGAAAGUACUGAAAGACAAGCGUAAAAAGCUGCGUGAAACCUUUGAACGUAUUCUACGACUGUAUGAAAAAGAGAAUCCUGAUAUUUACAAAGAACUGAGAAAGCUAGAAGUAGAAUAUGAACAGAAGUGGGCUCAACUUAGCCAGUAUUUUGAUGCUGUCAAGAACGCUCAGCAUGUGGAAGUGGAGAGUAUUCCUUUGCCAGAUAUGCCACAUGCUCCUUCCAACAUUUUGAUCCAGGACAUUCCACUUCCUGGCGCCCAGCCACCCUCCAUCCUUAAGAAAACCUCAGCCUAUGGACCUCCAACUCGGGCAGUUUCUAUCCUUCCUCUUCUUGGACAUGGUGUUCCACGUUUGCCCCCAGGCAGAAAACCUCCUGGCCCUCCCCCUGGUCCACCACCUCCUCAAGUUUUACAAAUGUAUGGCCGUAAAGUGGGCUUUGCCCUAGAUCUUCCGUCUCGUAGGCGAGAUGAAGACAUGUUAUAUAGUCCUGAACUUGCUCAGCGGGGUCGUGAUGAUGAUAUUUCCAGCACCAGUGAAGAUGACGGCUAUCCUGAGGACAUGGAUCAAGAUAAACAUGAUGACAGUACUGAUGACAGUGACACUGACAGAUCAGAUGGAGAAAGUGAGGGGGAUGAAUUUGUACACCGUGAUGAUAAUGAAAGAGACAACAAUGAAGAAAAAAAGUCAGGUCUAAGUGUACGAUUUGCAGAUAUGCCUGCAAAAUCAAGGAAGAAAAAGAAGAACAUGAAGGAGCUGACUCCUCUUCAAGCAAUGAUGCUUCGUAUGGCAGGUCAAGAAAUCCCUGAGGAGGGACGGGAAGUCGAGGAAUUUUCAGAGGAUGAUGAUGAAGAUGGUUCUGAUGACUCUGAAGCAGAAAAGCAAUCACAAAAACAGCAUAAAGAGGAAGCUCAUUCUGAUGGCACAUCUGCUUCUUCACAGCAGCAGGCUCCCCCACAGUCUGUUCCUCCUUCUCAGAUACAAGCACCUCCCAUGCCAGGACCACCUCCUCUUGGACCACCACCUGCUCCACCUUUACAGCCUCCUGGACCACCUACAGGCCUUCCUCCUGGACCACCUCCAGGAGCUCCUCCAUUCCUGAGACCACCUGGAAUGCCAGGACUCCGAGGGCCUUUACCCCGACUUUUACCUCCGGGACCACCACCAGGCCGACCCCCUGGCCCUCCACCAGGUCCACCUGCAGGUCUGCCUCCUGGCCCUCCUCCUCGGGGACCUCCACCAAGGCUACCUCCCCCUGCACCUCCAGGUAUCCCUCCACCCCGUCCCGGCAUGAUGCGCCCACCUUUGGUGCCUCCACUUGGACCUGCCCCCCCUGGGCUUUUCCCACCAGCUCCCUUGCCGAACUUGAUUCAGCGACCCAAGGCGGAUGAUACAAGUGCAGCCACCAUUGAGAAGAAAGCCACAGCAACCAUCAGUGCCAAGCCACAGAUCACUAAUCCCAAGGCAGAGAUUACUCGAUUUGUGCCCACUGCACUGAGAGUACGUCGGGGGAAUAAAGGGGCUACCGCUGCUCCCCAAAGAAAGUCAGAGGAUGAUUCUGCUGUGCCUCUUGCCAAAGCAGCCCCCAAAUCUGGUCCUUCUGUUCCUGUCUCAGUACAAACUAAGGAUGAUGUGUAUGAAGCUUUCAUGAAAGAGAUGGAAGGGCUACUGUGACAGGUUUUGAUGCCAGAACAGGCUUC
This is a messenger RNA of Lemur catta (Ring-tailed lemur), 2089 nucleotides long. RefSeq names its product WW domain-binding protein 11-like. Gene Ontology annotation, cellular component: spliceosomal complex. The record is from RefSeq and is a predicted model, not a curated record. Gene Ontology annotation, biological process: mRNA cis splicing, via spliceosome. Lineage: Eukaryota; Metazoa; Chordata; Mammalia; Primates; Lemuridae.